GCCACCCAGCCUCCGGCCGCGCCGCGCGGAGCUGCGUCCCGGGACUUGGGGCCGCGGGGAGUCCUGCAGUUGAGCCUGUAGGCGCUCGGAGCUGCUGCUUCCUCCUGGAGUGUGGAAGGUCCCGUCCCAGGUUCCGCCCCGGGCACCUGCGUCCCGGCUUUGCUGCCAGCCAGACGCCUGUCUCCACCAGCAGCCACUGGAGUCCACAGGCCGAGAGCCAGGGAGGCUCCUGGGUGACCUGAGCCCGAGUGCUCCGAGCUGAGGCUGGAGCCCAGAGCAGCUGCACCGAGUGAGGAGACAACGCACUCUAACGGCCUCCAGCAGGGCCCAGGAAGCGGCACGCCGAGCCCAGAUUCUGCAGCCCCCUGCCCAGCAUGGCGUCUGCUGAUGAGAAUGGCGGGAGACUCUCCUCUGUGUCCAGCAGCCGCCUGCAGAGCCGGAAGCCGCCUAAUCUGUCCAUCACCAUCCCGCCGCCCGAGACACAGCCCCCAGGGGAACAGGACAGCAUGCUGCCGGAGAGGCCCAAGAACCCAGCCUACCUGAAGAGCAUCAGCCUCCAGGAGCCGCGGGGACGAUGGCAGGAGGGCGCGGAGAAGCGGCCCGGCUUCCGCCGCCAGGCCUCCCUGUCCCAGAGCAUCCGCAAGGGCACGGCCCAGUGGUUCGGGGUGAGCGGCGACUGGGAGGGCAAGCGGCAGCACUGGCAGUGCCGCAGCCUGCACCAUUGCAGCGUGCGCUACGGCCGCCUCAAGGCCUCCUGCCAGAGGGAGCUGGAGCUGCCCAGCCAGGAGGUGCCGUCCUUCCAGGGCACCGAGUCCCCCAAACCCUGCAAGCUGCCCAAGAUCGUGGAUCCACUGGCCCGCGGCCGGGCCUUCCGCCACCCGGACGAGGUGGACCGGGCCCACGCGCCGCACCCGCCGCUCACGCCGGGGGUGCUGUCCCUCACCUCCUUCAGCAGUGUGCGCUCCGGCCUCUCCCACCUGCCCAGGCGCAAGAGGAUGUCUGUGGCCCACAUGAGCUUCCAGGCCGCCGCUGCCCUCCUCAAAGGGCGCUCUGUGCUGGAAGCCACAGGCCAGCGGUGCCGGGUGGUCAAGCGCAGCUUUGCUUACCCCAGCUCCCUGGAAGAGGACGUGGUCGAUGGGGCAGACACCUUCGACUCCUCGUUUUUUAGUAAGGAAGAGAUGAGCUCCAUGCCCGAUGACGUGUUCGAGUCUCCCCCACUCUCUGCCAGCUAUUUUCGCGCCGGCCCUCGCUCGGCCUCCCCGGUGUCCCCGGAGAGGGUGCAGAUCCCUCUGAAGGAGUAUGGCCGAGCCCAGGGCCCCGUGACCAAGCGCGGCCGGCGCAUCGCGUCCACAGUGAAGCACUUUGCCUUCGACCGGAAGAAGCGGCACUACGGGCUGGGCGUGGUGGGCAACUGGCUGAACCGCAGCUACCGUCGCAGCAUCAGCAGCACCGUGCAGCGGCAGCUGGAGAGCUUCGACAGCCACCGGCCCUACUUCACCUACUGGCUGACCUUCGUCCACAUCAUCAUCACGCUGCUGGUGAUCUGCACCUACGGCACCGCGCCUGUGGGCUUCGCCCAGCACGUCACCACCCAGCUGGUGCUGCGGAACAAAGGUGUGUACGAGAGCGUCAAGUACAUCCAACAGGAGAACUUCUGGAUCGGCCCCAGCUCGAUCGACCUGAUCCACCUGGGGGCCAAGUUCUCGCCGUGCAUCCGGAAGGACCAGCAGAUCGAGCGGCUGGUGCGGCGGGAGCGAGACCUGGAGCGGGACUCUGGCUGCUGUGUCCAGAACGACCACUCGGGCUGCAUCCAGACCCUGCGCAAGGACUGCUCGGAGACUUUGGCCACUUUUAUCAAGUGGCAGGAAGACACAGGGCCCCCCCUGGACAAGUCUGACCUGGGCCAGAAGCGGACGUCAGGGGCUGUGUGCCACCAGGACCCCAGUCUGGCCUCUGCCUCCAGGACCUGCGAGGAACCGGCCUCCAGCGGUGCCCACAUCUGGCCUGACGAUAUCACCAAGUGGCCGAUCUGCACGGAGCAGGCCGAGAGCAACCACACAAGCUUCCCGCACAUGGACUGUGAGAUCAAGGGUCGCCCCUGCUGCAUCGGCACCAAGGGCAGCUGUGAGAUCACCACGCGGGAAUACUGUGAGUUCAUGCACGGCUAUUUCCACGAAGAAGCGACGCUCUGCUCCCAGGUGCACUGCCUGAACAAGGUGUGCGGGCUGCUGCCAUUCCUCAACCCGGAGGUCCCGGAUCAGUUCUACCGGCUCUGGCUGUCUCUGUUCCUGCACGCUGGCGUGGUGCACUGCCUCGUGUCUGUGGUCUUCCAAAUGACCAUCCUGCGGGACCUGGAGAAGCUGGCCGGCUGGCACCGCAUCUCCAUCAUCUUCAUCCUCAGCGGCAUCACGGGCAACCUCGCCAGCGCCAUCUUCCUCCCGUACCGGGCAGAGGUCGGCCCGGCCGGCUCGCAGUUCGGCCUGCUCGCCUGCCUCUUCGUGGAGCUGUUCCAGAGCUGGCAGCUGCUGGAGCGGCCCUGGAAGGCCUUCCUGAACCUGGCGGCCGUGGUGCUCUUCCUGUUUGUGUGCGGCCUGCUGCCCUGGAUCGACAACAUCGCGCACAUCUUCGGCUUCCUCAGCGGCCUGCUGCUCGCCUUCGCCUUCCUGCCCUACAUCACCUUCGGCACGAGCGACAAGUACCGCAAGCGCGCCCUCAUCCUGGUGUCGCUGCUGGUCUUCGCCGGCCUGUUCUCCUCGCUGGUCCUCUGGCUCUACAUCUACCCCAUCAACUGGCCCUGGAUCGAGUACCUCACCUGCUUCCCCUUCACCGGCCGCUUCUGCGAGAAGUACGAGCUGGACCAGGUGCUGCACUGAUCGCCCCCGCCAGGGCUGGGCCAGAGUUGACAAGGGCGGGCUCCCUGGAACUCUGGGGCCACGCUGGGGACACUCAGGGCACCUGCUUCUCCCAGGCUCCGACGUCGCCCCUCUCGUCUGCUGUGGGGCCCUCCUCUGGGGAGUGGGUUUUUUUUUCCUUCCCGGCGUCCUCAGCGGCCACCUCUGCCAGUGCCUUCUCCCGGCUGUCGGCGUGAGCGGCCGUCGCUAGGGACCCGGCCGCCUCGCAGCUGCUCCCAGGACGGGGGUCCCCACCACGGCGCCCGUUCCUCUUCUCCUCCCUUCUCUGCCCUGGGAGCCCAGCCUGCGUUCCCCAGUGGCCUCGCGAGCUUGUCCACGCAGGCUCCCGGGUGGUCAGAGAGCAGAGACCUCCAGGCUGGGGCACCAGGAGUCUCGACUCGUUUUUGGCAAAUGGACAACGAGGCCCCGCCUCACCUUCCCAGGCCCCGUUCAGCAGAGUUCUGCCUCAGGGAUUGGCUCCAGUGUUGGGGCCUCCCCCACGCCCAUGGCCUCCCUCCCGCCCAGGCGGGGGCCACCCCAGGACCCGCUCCCGCUGGGGCACUGUUUGUUUUUUACCAGUUUCUAUCAUGGUCCUAAUUUUUAAAAGUAACGCUAACUUUGUAUGGAUGACGUCUCCGAUGUAUUAAAUGGUCU
This is a messenger RNA of Lepus europaeus (European hare), 3545 nucleotides long. RefSeq names its product rhomboid 5 homolog 2 (gene RHBDF2). Lineage: Eukaryota; Metazoa; Chordata; Mammalia; Lagomorpha; Leporidae. The record is from RefSeq and is a predicted model, not a curated record. Gene Ontology annotation, biological process: regulation of protein secretion; regulation of epidermal growth factor receptor signaling pathway. Bases 375 to 2873 code for a protein of 832 amino acids. The transcript is spliced from 20 exons. Gene Ontology annotation, molecular function: serine-type endopeptidase activity. Gene Ontology annotation, cellular component: endoplasmic reticulum membrane.